Molecule: messenger RNA, 542 nt
Organism: Durio zibethinus
Lineage: Eukaryota; Viridiplantae; Streptophyta; Magnoliopsida; Malvales; Malvaceae
Product: heavy metal-associated isoprenylated plant protein 47-like
Molecular function (GO): metal ion binding
Source: RefSeq, a predicted model, not a curated record
AUGCAGCAAAAGAUAAUUAUCAAGAUAUCAAUGCAUUGCAGUAAAUGCCGAGCAAGGGCUUUAAAGAUAGCUGCUGUAGCAGAAGGAGUGACAUCGGUGGCUUUACAUGGCCCGGAAAAGGACAAGCUGAUGAUACAAGGUGAAGAUAUUGAUGCAGCAUGCUUGACAGCCAACUUGAGAAAGAAGCUUUGUCAUGCAAGCUUAGAAACAAUUGAAGAAGUGAAAGCGGACAAAAAAGAACCACCCAAACCUCCAACUCCAAUUCCAUGCUGCUGUCCACAACCCCUAUCUUGAAUUUUAUAAAGUGGUUUCUGAUCCCUCCCCAGGUCUUUGUCCUAUUUUGUGAAACCAAAAAAAACUUCAAUGGCGGAUAUCACCAAUAAUGAAGUGCUAGCAGUUGCAACUCCAAUUAUUGACCUUUUUUCCCCCCCAACUUCUUUUUGUUUCCUCAUUUUUAAUUCUUCAGCACAUCGCGAUUGUAAUAAUCUUGUUCAUUAGUCCUGUAGAUUAAUUAGCUUGUGCUAUGUAUUACUUUAAGUUUA